AUGACUGCUUCUCCCGCCGUGGCUCGACUGCGCCAGCUCUUGGCCGACGAGAGCAAGAUCAUUGUCUGCCCCGGGGUCUACGAUGGUUUCACGGCCAGAAUCGCCCUCCACGAGGGGUUCGAUGCGCUGUACAUGACCGGAGCGGGGACUACGGCCUCGCGAUUGGGACAGCCAGACCUGGGGGUGGUCACCCUGAACGAAAUGCGGGGUAAUGCGGAGAUGAUCGCCAGCCUGGAUCCCUCGGUGCCUUUGAUUGCCGACGCGGACACGGGCUUCGGAGGGUCUCUCAUGGUUCACCGCACCGUCACUGAAUACAUCCGCGCCGGAGUGGCUGCCCUGCACCUCGAGGACCAGCCCACCAGCAAACGCUGUGGGCAUCUCAGCAAUAAACAGCUCAUCCCGGAGGAGGAAUAUCUGGACCGCAUUCGCGCCGCCAUCAAUGCGCGAGCUCGCUCCCGGGGGGAUAUUGUGCUAAUUGCGCGGACGGAUGCGCUACAGUCGCUGGGGUAUGAAGCGGCGGUUUCUCGACUCAAGGGGGCGAUUGCCCUCGGGGCCGACGUCGCGUUUCUGGAGGGCGUCACGUCCACGGACCAAGCCCGGCAGGUCUGCGAGGAGCUCAAACCCACCCCUGUUCUAUUCAAUGCAGUUCCCGGGGGCGUUUCACCGGAUCUGUCGGUGCAGGAGGCUCAGGAGCUCGGCUUCCGCCUGAUCAUCUUCCCUGGUCUGGCACUGGGGCCGGUGUACCAAGCUGUUCGGGAGGCAGCGCGACGGUUGAAGGAGACAGGAACCCAGGCCGUGCGAGUGGGAGAAAGCCCCCGCGACCUGUUCAACGUGCUGGGGCUGCAAGAGGCGGUGGCGCUGGAUCUGGCAGCCGGCGGGCGCUUGUAUGACAAGGGCGUGUAGCGGGACUUGAAGCAGCGGAAGAGGUUUCAGCCGGCUGGCCCCACGCAAAGAGCUUGGCCGAUGUAUACCACGAGAUAGCAGAUGAGAGCCAUGCUCCAAAUGGAAUAAACUCAUCCACCAGAUGCUCCUGUCUGUCAUUCAAGACGAACGGGUUCCAUGGAUCGGGAAGCAACCGAUCGGGGGGCGGUGGGGAGGGCGGUGGAUCGGCCACGGGCCAGCCUUGCGUCACCUGCCGCUGAGUCAUGGCUGAGUCACCCGCCGGUGAAAUUACGGUUACGCUAAGCCGAGUUUGGCUAAUGGUGGGGUUCCAGCCCAAGACAGCAGAACAGUACUC
Aspergillus ibericus CBS 121593 is the source of this 1237-nucleotide messenger RNA. Its product is annotated as isocitrate lyase/PEP mutase family protein. The record is from RefSeq and is a predicted model, not a curated record. The transcript is spliced from 3 exons. Bases 1 to 903 code for a protein of 300 amino acids. Gene Ontology annotation, molecular function: catalytic activity. NCBI's taxonomy places the organism in Eukaryota, Fungi, Ascomycota, Eurotiomycetes, Eurotiales, Aspergillaceae.